This is a messenger RNA of Sander lucioperca (pikeperch), 1434 nucleotides long. RefSeq lists its product as uncharacterized. The coding region runs from base 253 to 864 and encodes 203 amino acids. Lineage: Eukaryota; Metazoa; Chordata; Actinopteri; Perciformes; Percidae. The transcript is spliced from 6 exons. The record is from RefSeq and is a predicted model, not a curated record.
CUGCAACAUCAGUGAAAAACCCAGACAUCUAAGGUGCCAAUGUGAUUUAGUAAUGCCCAAAGAAGACAAUGGGCUGUUUCUGGGCUUGUGCCAGCACCUCUUUCAUAACACACAGGACACCAAUGAACGGAGUCCCUCCCUAAGUCACCUGCCUGCUGUGAGCCACAUAAAGCAAAGGCAGUUGAAUGACUGACAGCAGUUGGUGACAGAGCUACCGUGGAGUCAAGCAGCAUACAAUAACACUAUAGGACAAUGGCUCCAGUUGGGAUGGUUGGCAUGUUGGGUUGGGUUUCAUCCCCAGAGCUGGGUGUCAUCUCCCUGGUCGUCUUCCUCGUCCUCAGCGUCACUCUCCUCGCCCUUUGCAUCAGGUGUCAGAGGAAAACUGCCAACGCGUAUGCUGUGAACGAAACACCGACUGAUGGAAAGGGAGGAGCCAAUGGGAACACUGACACAAGGAUGGGAGGUAUUUCCAGACUCAGGGACAUCAUGGAGGACCCACCAAAUGCCUGCCAGUACACUGGAGAGAGCUACAGCAUCAACCAACUAACCAGUCAGAACACCAGCUUUCCACACUUGACAUGGUCCCAAAUGGACAGAUGGACGGAAAAAGAGAGGAAGGGCAGGAGGGAACGUUGGCCCUGUCCUCUGCCAGCUCCACACCUUGUCUUCAUCACGUCAGUCUUCACUUAUCUGGAUAGAGUCUCUCACUUCUGGAUUCUGAAUUCAUCUAAACAAGAACUUUCUAUCUACGUCUUUGACUAUUUUACAAUAUGCUUUUUAAAGAGUUUGGAUUCUGUUUUUAUUCUUUUCCAGUUAGGAAAUGAAUACUCCCUACUGUUAAGUGAACCCAAUACAUCAAGCUAAAAAAAAAUUAAAUUGCCAUGAAGAUUUCUCCUGAGUAGAAUGCAAUGGAAUAAACUUUUAGCUUGUUUGCUUCAAAUAACAUUUACUUAUUAGUACGACAUUUUAGGACAUAUGCUUAUUGGCUUUCUUGCGGAGAAGAUCGAUACUACCACUCUCAUAUGUGUCCGUUAAAUAUGAAGCUAUAGCUUAGAGAGUUAUGGUGCUUUCCAUUUCAACUGGGAAGUCUGAAUUUAUGAGUUCCAAGUCGGACAUUUCAACUGGAACUCCCCCCUGAAGUCGGAUUUCCGACUCGAAAAGUCGGAGAACCUCACAGUAUUCCGACCAAAUCCGACCUCAAAAUCCAACAUGGAGGCUCAACAGUUGUAAAAGCUGUAGUUAUAUACAGUUAAUUAGCUCUUCUGUCUUAUUUGUGUCUCAUUAAACCAGUCGUAUGCAGUACUGUCCAACUUCUAUCUGGGGACAUGCUGCUAUGGUGUUUGUAUGAACAAAAUACAUGCCUAAUGCGUGCGUUGUUAUCAACUGGUAUUGCUAACAUUGGCUAACCUUGCUAGAGCUAACCCCACUGUGAAA